Messenger RNA from Melanotaenia boesemani (Boeseman's rainbowfish), 2093 nucleotides. It is a transcript of the gene gabrzb, whose product is annotated as gamma-aminobutyric acid receptor subunit pi. Gene Ontology annotation, biological process: monoatomic ion transmembrane transport; nervous system process; regulation of membrane potential. Gene Ontology annotation, molecular function: extracellular ligand-gated monoatomic ion channel activity; neurotransmitter receptor activity; GABA-A receptor activity. Gene Ontology annotation, cellular component: GABA-A receptor complex; synapse; membrane. The transcript is spliced from 10 exons. Bases 280 to 1662 code for a protein of 460 amino acids. The record is from RefSeq and is a predicted model, not a curated record. NCBI's taxonomy places the organism in Eukaryota, Metazoa, Chordata, Actinopteri, Atheriniformes, Melanotaeniidae.
GUUAAUGGGAAUCCGCUGACUGAGCAGAACCAGUUGUUUGUGCGGGCAUAUGUUUGCGCGGAUCAGCAGGUGUUGUCUUUAAAGAAAAAAAAAAAAAAACAAAAGAGAGAAGGAGGAGAACGGGAAAAGAAAGCCGAAUGGAAAUCAGCGUUGCAGAAACGCCAAUCUAAGGGAAAACUCUGGAGUCUUAUUUCCAGGAUGCGCUGACAUAAAUGUGACAUGCUCGUGGCGAUCGGCAGGAUCAGAUAAACUCUAUCAGGCGUCCUCUCUCCUUCAGCCAUGGCUCACUCUGUCUCUGGAGGAACCGUGUUCACCAUCCUCCUCAUCAGCAGGUUGUUAGAGAGCUCGUUGCUCAAUGCAGAAGUGAAGGAAGGAGAGAUCCUGCCUCCUACCAUUCAGCGGCUGAUGAAAGGAUACAACAAGUACCUGAGGCCUUUCUUUGACAAUGGUCCUGUAACAGUUGGGAUGAGCCUGGACAUUGCCAGCAUUGACACCAUCUCGGAGAUCAACAUGGACUACACCGCCACCAUAUUUCUCCGCCAGCGCUGGACGGACGAGCGUUUGGUGUUUGAGGGCAACAAGAGCCUGAGCCUCGAUGGGCGGUUGGUGGAGCUCCUCUGGGUCCCAGAUACAUUCAUUGUGGACUCCAAGAAAUCCUUCCUCCAUGAUAUCACCGUGGAGAACAGGCUGAUCCGCAUCUUCCCCAACGGGACUGUGCUUUAUGCACUGAGGAUUACCACCACCGUGGCUUGCAACAUGGACCUGACCAAGUAUCCCAUGGACAAGCAGACGUGCACGCUACAACUGGAGAGCUGGGGCUACAACAUUAAUGACGUCAUGUUCUACUGGACCAGAGGAAAUGAGUCUGUCAGCGGUUUAGAUACCCUUCAGCUGGCUCAGUACACGGUGGAGGACCACUACACUUCCGUCUCAGAGGCUGUCUAUGAAACGGGUCGGUACCCCAAGCUGGUUUUCCACUUUGAGUUAAAGAGGAGCAUUCUGUAUUUUAUCCUGGAAACUUAUGUUCCCUCAAGCCUACUGGUGGUCCUCUCAUGGGUGUCCUUCUGGAUUUCCCUGUCCUCUGUUCCUGCACGUAUUUGUAUCGGAGUGACUACAGUGCUGACCAUGACCACUCUGAUGAUGGGAGCUCGGACUUCGCUGCCCAAUGCUAACUGCUUCAUCAAAGCCAUUGAUGUCUACUUGGGAAUCUGUUUUAGCUUCAUUUUUGGAGCGCUCAUUGAGUAUGCUGUGGCCCACUUCUGCAUCCUCUCCCACAGUGACACUCACAUGCUCAUGUACGGGCAUCCGAUGCACGACAUGGACGACGACAUCAACGGUAUCGUCACCACCAUUACCACCCAUUGCAACAGAGUAAAGAGACGCAAGGAGCCUGCAGUCACUCCUCCCCCGGCUCCUGCCUCAACAGAACACGCUGUCAACCCCCCCAGCCCUUCGGGCAGUGAGCCCAAGCCCGAGGCGCCACCUCCAGAACCCACCAACUGGUGCCUCACCAUUUUGGCCACCCUUCGUAAAAUUCUCCGCUCUAUAAACUGUUGUCAUGUGGAGAACCCCCACCACAUAGACAACUACUCCAGAGUCACCUUCCCCCUGUCUUUCGUCAUGGUUAACCUACUCUACUGGAUAUAUUACUUGUACUUCUAGUGUUUGCAUGAGUGCAGCAUGUGUCCUGGACAGUGUGAGACUGAGAGUGUAUUUACACAAGACGUGUAUUUGACUGUAUGUAUGUACAGGAAGUGUUAAUUAGGUGUGUUCUGAGAUGGAUUUGUACAAUUUCUACUUUGGGUUCAGGAGCUAAGCAACAUACUCAACUGAGGUUGUUUUGGUGAAGAACUGAUGCUUGUGUUUUUAUGUUCUCCUGUUUUCAAUUUCACACAACAGGUUUCACAAAAAACAGCCUGACUUACCCAGAAAAGGUGGGAUUGAAUAGUUGAGAUGAGACCAAAAAUUGCUUCCAAAGAGGACAAAAUUGUUAAUGCAUCUUUCUAAGUUCAAUCAUAAAGUUGACUGGCUUUGAAUUCUUAAAUUUAUGUAUGAAUAAAUAUAAAAAGAUCUCAAAUUUAUUAGGUCUCAAA